AUGUCGGGAAGAAGCUUUCAGGGACUGAAGGAACAGGCUGAAUCUGCAGCAAAAGAUGCUGCAAACAGCCUGGGACAGGCCACUCAGGAUUCAGUCAACCAGAUUACAGAUGCAAGCCAGAAAGCUAUUGACAAGGCUGCCAAGAUGGCACAAGAUGGAGUAGAAAAAGCGACUGGACAAGCUGCAGAAGCAAUGUCUGGCUUUGGGAAAAAAUGUGGCUUUAAAAAAUGAUGCUAAUUUAAGUUAACAGUAUUGCAUGUAUAAAUCUCUCUUUGGUUUGCAAUUCCC
Molecule: messenger RNA, 288 nt
Organism: Pipra filicauda (Wire-tailed manakin)
Lineage: Eukaryota; Metazoa; Chordata; Aves; Passeriformes; Pipridae
Product: adipogenesis regulatory factor-like
Exons: 3
Coding region: 1-231 (76 amino acids)
Biological process (GO): positive regulation of fat cell differentiation
Cellular component (GO): nucleus
Source: RefSeq, a predicted model, not a curated record